AUGGGCAAUCAAGAGCUACAAGAGUUCAUUGUGGUUAUUGAAGUAAAUGCAUCUCAAGCUGUGGUGAUUGAACAGAUCAGAGCGUCACUGGCCUCCAUUACGUUUCCUCUUCAAUUGGAUAACAAUACUGAGGUUACUGCUGCAAAUAUUACAACAGGUGUAAACAUUCUGUUCAAUAACUAUUAUUUUCCAUUAGUGUGCCAGCCAAAUGUGACCGAAUACCAGUGUGUAUGUGAAGAUGGUUAUGCUUGGUCCUACAACAACUGUAAGACAUACGAGGCCUGUGAUGACAUCAUUGUCGGCUCAUGUGGAUGUAUCGGCGGUGUCCCGAGUGAUGGAGAGAUGUGUGUGCUGAAGAGCGAAUUACCCUUCACAGACUUCCUGUUUGAAAUCGAGCUGGAAUCGACAAGUAUCUCAGUGAUUGAUGAGAUGAGGCGAUAUCUGCAGAACACCACAUUUCCACUGCAGUUAGAUGAACUGGUUGAAGUAUUAAAUGUGGACAUCACAACAGUGUGCAAUUUCAGCGAUGGUGGAUAUAAGUGCGUCUGUGAGGAUCAGUAUUUCUGGCCAUGUGAAAAGUGCAAAGAAUAUGGGAGCUGUGACAUCAUCACUAACAACACAUGCAGCUGCAUCAGUGCUAUUCCAAGUGACAGACAGUUCUGUCAAACAGCCAGUGAGAUUACAAAUAACACAGCAUGUGCACAACCACCAACAGUGACUCCAGUUUCGAUUGAAUAUAUAACUGAAGUCCAGAUAGAUGCUGAGAAUUCAGCCAUCAUUGAUCAGCUUACAAACUAUCUGAUGUCUUUCAGUUUGCCCCACCCAAUCAGUGACAGCACUAACAUUACAGAAAUCAACAUCACUACUGGUAUGAUCUCUGUUUCAGCUUUUGAUGCUGUUUAUCUAAAAUUAUACAUCAUGAAUACUUCCAUAAAUGAAGAUAUCUGA
Molecule: messenger RNA, 948 nt
Organism: Danio aesculapii
Lineage: Eukaryota; Metazoa; Chordata; Actinopteri; Cypriniformes; Danionidae
Exons: 7
Coding region: 1-948 (315 amino acids)
Source: RefSeq, a predicted model, not a curated record